This is a messenger RNA of Apis dorsata (giant honeybee), 1213 nucleotides long. RefSeq names its product zinc finger protein 888-like. Bases 125 to 1183 code for a protein of 352 amino acids. The record is from RefSeq and is a predicted model, not a curated record. The transcript is spliced from 4 exons. NCBI's taxonomy places the organism in Eukaryota, Metazoa, Arthropoda, Insecta, Hymenoptera, Apidae.
AUUGAAUACAACAAACAAAUAUUAUCAUGAAUAAUUUCUGAUAUUCUAAAUGAUUAAAAUAAAAAUUAAAAAAAAUUUUGUGUAUAAUAAUUUGUAUGUUUUAAAGAAAAUAAUUUAGUGCAGGAUGGGACGUAAUAAAGAUUCAGAAACAGAUAGUGUUUUAUCUGAAUUUGAAAAUGAGGUAAAAAACAUUAAAAUUACAGAAAGAGAAAAGCCAUAUAAAUGUAGUUUUGUUGGAUGCAACUUGGCUUUUUAUAGACCAUCCAGAUUACAAAGGCAUAUUAGAUUUCAUACUGGAGAAAAAAAUUAUAAAUGUAAUUAUCCAGGAUGUGAUAAAGCCUAUACUAAUAAUUGUCAUUUAAAACGUCAUAUGAAGAAUCAUAGUAUAAAAAAGACAUUAUAUAAGUGUCCAGAAUGCUCAUUAUAUAUUAGUAAUCGAGAUAAUUUGAAACGUCAUUAUAAGAGAAUUCAUGACAGACUGACUUGCAAAAAAUGUAAUGAAACUUUUAUAAAAAAAUAUCAAUUAAAGAUACAUAUGACAACACAACAUUUAGUUUCAUAUAAGUGCAAUGAAUGUAAUAAAAAUUUUACAAAUUUAACAAAAUUUAAAAGACAUGAAUCAAGUCAUAAGAAAAGUGAUAAACAAUAUUCAUGCAAUAUGCCUGAAUGUAAUGAAGUUUUUAAAAAAUGGUUACUUCUUUGUGCUCAUAUAAAAACUCAGCAUGUACGUGAUCACAAAUGCAAGGAUUGUGAUAAAAUAUUUUUGACUAAACGACAUUUAAAAAUUCAUUCAAAAGUUCAUAUGGAAAAUAGAUCUGUUUUAUCUUGUCCAUACGAAAAAUGUCCGCGAGUUUAUUAUUUUAAUUGGAAUUUAAAACAACAUAUACGAACUUAUCAUUUAGGAGAAAAAUACGAGUGUGAUAUAUGUAAAAUAAAGAUUGUAAAUAAAAAAAGAUUAGCUGAACAUAUUCAGAAAUUACAUAUGUCAGAAAAAAGAAUAAAACAAUCAAAAAAAUUGCGCAAAAAACGAAAAGAUGCUGGAUUACCUAAAAAAAGUACGGCGUCCAAAUUAAUUGGAAUUAACUUAUCACCAGAAAUAGAAAAGAUAAUAUUAGAAAGAAAAGAAGAUAUAAUAUAUGAACAAUUUAAAAUGGUACCAAGUGAUGAUUUAGUUUGUAAUUAAUUUUUUUAAUAAAACAAAAAAAAUUAUUUA